GAAAUCAUUUCAGUCAGUGUCUAACCUUCAGCAGUAAAAGUUGCUUUCUGUGCGGUCGGCUGAGCUUUCAUUAGCCUCAAAGUUACCUUCAACAUGAAUUCAAAAAGUGAGGAAAAGUGUGACCUUCCAAUUAUUUUAGGGACCACUGAAGUUUUUGACCAGGAUGGAAGUGUAAAAUCUAUUGUAUUUCCUUUCACGAGACAAAGUGAUGAUAAGGUAGAAAUUUUACCUUCUACGAAUGUGUGGAUAUUUAAAAAUGACUUUUACACAGUAAAAGCGAUCAGCCUAAACCUUUGCUCCAGUAAUAGGCAUAGCGAAAUGAUAAACAUCCUAUUAUCUCGUCUGAUAGGCGAAGAAAAUUUACAAUACCUAAGCUGGAGGAAAUGGUUAACAUUGAUGGAACUCCCUGAAAUAAUUAAGUUUGUUAUUAAAACUUUUACCAAAGGAAACUGUUUGCCACAAUGCACUUAUUCUACAAAGCAAAUGCAGACUUUUACGCAAGGUGUUUUUAAAAACUCAAGGAGAUAUGUUGCCGGAAAAAUGCAUACUAAAGAAAAUGGAGGAGGAAUAAAAGAGGAAGACGAAAUCGACAUACUAAGUGACAACAGAAAUGAAGAAAAAACGCUUGAGCUCUAUAAAACUUAUGACAACAUAACAUUUCCCUAUAUGAUACCGAGUGAGGAAAAGAUUGAACUUGUACAGGGAUACAAUGUCUGGAUAUCCAGAAUCGAAUUAGAAACAAUAUACAUAAAAUGCUUUACCAUCCCUUGUUUUUCUAAACAUAGAACAAUGAUACGAUUAUUGUUUGAAGAACUUCUGGGCAUCGAAAACAUGAGAUAUAUGAGUAUCGGUGGUAGCAAGAUUCGUCAGGAAACGAGGAAAUAUAUGAAACUCCCAGAAGAGAUCUACAGUGCAGUUCUAGCAUACAAUAUACAACACUGUAACUCAUUAAACUGCGGGAAUGCCUUCUUUAAUAGUCACGGGUAUCAUGAUUUUGUCACUUAUAUUUUGAGUCAGGCAAGGCAGGGAAUAUCACGAAAAAACAAACUGAAGCAAAACGAGAUUGGGAGCAAAACAGAAAAGGAAGAUAUCUUAUUUCCCUGUAUCAUGCAGAACGAGGACAAGGUUGAACUUGUUCGUGGGUCGAAUGUAUGGAUAUCAAAAAAUGAUUUGUGGGAAAUUGAGGAAAAAUGCAACGUAUUAUCGUGUGAAAGUAAACACCAAAAAAUGAUGUACUAUCUUCUUAACAUUCUGUUGAGCACUGAAAAUCUAAGUAUCGCCGGAAACAAGUUUGGAAAGAAUAAUUAUUUUAGACUACCAAAAGAACUAACAACUGCAGUUAUAGUAUACGCGACACGGAAAUGUAAGGCUAUUAACUGUGAUGCUCUAUCCAGCGAUUAUAACUCUUACGUGAGCAGCAUAAUUAAUCAUGCAAGAGCAAUUUCUGAACGCAGAAACUCGAACGGUUUUGAAAAUAACAAUGAGAUGCCGUAUAUUUCCAAUACGGAAGAGAACAUCAGUUUUGCAGAAAGCAAACGAGAACACUCAUUAGAUAAAAACAGUUUCGCAAGAACCUUUGUCAAGUUGGAAAUUAACUCUACGCAGACACCUACAAUUCGAAAAAGAGGACACGAAGAUGAGGAAAACGAUUCCACCAUCAGAAACAAAAGGACAAAAUUAUCCGAAAAUACAGCUAUUCGAGAUCUGGAGAACUAUUGCAGCACUUCGUAUGAUCAAAUUCUUUUGAACCAUUUUCCUUCUUCCGCUUCUCCAAAUCUGAAAAACGAUUGCAACGUUUCGUAUGAUUCAAGGCUUUUGAAAAAUAUUUCUGAAUUUGCCCCUCAAAAUGUGCAGACCUAUUGGACAAGGAAUGGUUCAUAUAAUCAAAUUAGGUUGAACCAUGUUUCUGCAUCACUUUCGAAAAAUCUGAAAAAAUAUUGCAAAGUUUCGUAUAAACAAAUUCCUUUGAACAAUGCUCCAUCUUUCGCUUCUCCAAAUCUGAAGAAUUUUCGCAAAUUUUCAUAUAAUACAAGUCGGUUGAACAAUGUUGCUACUUCCGUUUCUCAAAAUGUGGAAAAAAAUUGCAAGGGCUCGUAUAAUGAAAUUCCUGUAAAUCAUGGUCCUUCUGCGCUUAAAAAUCUGGAGAACUUUUGCGAUAGAUCAUUUGUUUCAAUUCCUUCGAACCAUGUUUCUGCGUUCGCGAAUGUGACUGGUAAUUUAUAUAAACCAGCAGGUAUUCCGCCAAAUGUUGCAGCCGACUACUACUAUGAGGCUGUUUAUAACAGUUUCCUUGUAAAUUAUCUGCAAUCCGUUGUGGAACAUAACGUGUAAUUUUUAAGUUAAUUAAGUAAAUGCGAAUGUAAUUUCUUGAUAAGGGUGUAAUUUUGAAUGAGAUAAUUUUUAUAUGAGAAAUAAUUUUUAUGUGAGAAUUUACAUAUCUACACAAGUUGAAUAGUUUUAGAUUGUAUAAAGUGUAUGAGUACCAUCCUAUAAAAGAAGCACCGUUGAAGAGUCAUGUAUAAUAUAAGUGAUAACAAUAAAAUUUAUUAUCCAUA
Molecule: messenger RNA, 2555 nt
Organism: Belonocnema kinseyi
Lineage: Eukaryota; Metazoa; Arthropoda; Insecta; Hymenoptera; Cynipidae
Exons: 10
Coding region: 94-2331 (745 amino acids)
Source: RefSeq, a predicted model, not a curated record